This is a messenger RNA of Aspergillus oryzae RIB40, 918 nucleotides long. RefSeq names its product ubiquitin family protein. The transcript has 3 exons. The coding region runs from base 1 to 918 and encodes 305 amino acids. Gene Ontology annotation, molecular function: protein tag activity; ubiquitin protein ligase binding. Gene Ontology annotation, cellular component: cytoplasm; nucleus. Gene Ontology annotation, biological process: protein ubiquitination; modification-dependent protein catabolic process. The record is from RefSeq and is a predicted model, not a curated record. Lineage: Eukaryota; Fungi; Ascomycota; Eurotiomycetes; Eurotiales; Aspergillaceae.
AUGCAGAUCUUCGUCAAGACUCUUACCGGCAAGACCAUCACUUUGGAGGUCGAGUCGAGCGACACUAUCGACAACGUCAAGAGCAAGAUUCAGGAUAAGGAAGGCAUUCCUCCUGACCAGCAGCGCCUGAUCUUCGCUGGCAAGCAGCUUGAGGAUGGCCGUACCCUCUCUGACUAUAACAUCCAGAAGGAGUCCACCCUCCACCUUGUUCUUCGUCUCCGUGGUGGAAUGCAGAUCUUCGUGAAGACCCUCACUGGAAAGACUAUCACCCUUGAGGUUGAGUCAAGCGAUACCAUCGACAACGUUAAGAGCAAAAUCCAGGACAAAGAAGGCAUUCCCCCCGACCAGCAGCGUUUGAUCUUCGCUGGUAAGCAGCUCGAGGACGGUCGUACUCUGUCGGACUACAACAUUCAGAAGGAAUCUACUCUCCACUUGGUCCUGCGCUUGCGUGGUGGUAUGCAGAUUUUCGUCAAGACUCUCACCGGAAAGACAAUUACGCUGGAGGUUGAAUCAUCCGACACGAUCGAUAAUGUGAAGUCAAAGAUUCAAGAUAAAGAGGGAAUUCCUCCUGACCAGCAGCGUCUCAUUUUCGCCGGCAAGCAGCUCGAAGAUGGCCGCACUUUGUCCGAUUACAACAUCCAGAAAGAGUCUACAUUGCACUUGGUCCUCCGUCUUCGUGGUGGUAUGCAGAUCUUCGUUAAGACGCUCACUGGCAAGACUAUCACUUUGGAAGUUGAAAGCUCGGACACUAUCGACAACGUCAAGUCAAAGAUCCAAGACAAGGAGGGUAUUCCCCCAGACCAGCAACGUCUUAUCUUUGCUGGCAAGCAGCUAGAGGAUGGACGCACGCUCUCAGACUACAAUAUUCAGAAGGAGAGCACCUUACACUUGGUCCUGCGUCUCCGUGGUGGAAACUAA